AUGGUUUUCUUUAAGGUUACAUUGUCAAGGUCAACUAUCGGGAUGCCCAAAAAGACUCGGUCAAUUGUGAAAAGUCUUGGCCUGGGAAAGAGAGGAUCGAUUGUCUACCAACCAGUAAGUGAGCCUAUCGUUGGUGCAAUUGCAAAAGUUAAGGAACUGGUAACUGUUGAAGUUACAGAAAAGGCAUUAACAAAAGAAGAGCAACGUGAAUUACGGAAGUCAGAGCCAGGAUUUAUUCUUGAAAAAAGGAUAUGA
Eremothecium sinecaudum is the source of this 255-nucleotide messenger RNA. It is a transcript of the gene MRPL33, whose product is annotated as mitochondrial 54S ribosomal protein uL30m. NCBI's taxonomy places the organism in Eukaryota, Fungi, Ascomycota, Saccharomycetes, Saccharomycetales, Saccharomycetaceae. Gene Ontology annotation, molecular function: structural constituent of ribosome. Bases 1 to 255 code for a protein of 84 amino acids. Gene Ontology annotation, cellular component: large ribosomal subunit; mitochondrion. The record is from RefSeq and is a predicted model, not a curated record. Gene Ontology annotation, biological process: translation. The transcript has a single exon.